This is a messenger RNA of Closterium sp. Naga37s-1, 479 nucleotides long. The record is from the annotation of a GenBank genome assembly. Lineage: Eukaryota; Viridiplantae; Streptophyta; Zygnematophyceae; Desmidiales; Closteriaceae.
GGGAUGUCACGAGUGCGCUGCUGGUGCUGCUGCUGCUGCUGGCGCUGACCACCACCGGAGCCGACCCUCUGCGCAGCGCCACCCCGACCAGCUCCACCUCCUCCGCCGCCUCCUCCUCCACCGCCGCCACCUCCGCUCCCUCCGCCACUGCCGCUGCCGCCUCCGCCUCCACUGCCGCCACCGACACCUCCACCCCCGCCACCACCCCCACCGCCACCCCCACCUCCUCCACCGCCUCCACUGCCGCCUCCACCGCCCCCGCUAGCUCCUCCAGCGCCCCUGCCCCCCUUGCCCUUGCCAGGGCGGCGUCUCCCGCUAGGGGUAGACGCCGCACCGACCGACUCAAGCCCAACGAGGUCGGCCGCAGCAGCAGAGGCAACAGAGGGCAAAAGGGGGGAGGGGGAACACCCCUCAAAGAUGGGGGUGCGAGGGUCACCACGAGAGGCUCCUACAGCUACUAUGCUCUUCUCUGCUGCUAG